This is a messenger RNA of Mucor mucedo, 210 nucleotides long. RefSeq lists its product as uncharacterized. The annotation marks the transcript as partial. The transcript has 2 exons. Lineage: Eukaryota; Fungi; Mucoromycota; Mucoromycetes; Mucorales; Mucoraceae. The record is from RefSeq and is a predicted model, not a curated record.
AAACUUUAUUUAGUAAUCCUAGAAUUCGCUGGGCUCUCAACAAACGCUAAAGAUAUCACGAAUUUUGUAGAAGACAAUACGAAUGUAAAAACGAUCAUAGUCGAUCAUCUGCCACACCAAAAUGAAGUCCAGGUUUACAAUAAGGAACAUAUACUAAACGAUCCAACAGCUUUUCAAGACUUUGAGUGUAGGACAAGCUGUGUCCAAUGA